This is a messenger RNA of Gymnodraco acuticeps, 1550 nucleotides long. Its product is annotated as dehydrogenase/reductase SDR family member 13-like. The record is from RefSeq and is a predicted model, not a curated record. Lineage: Eukaryota; Metazoa; Chordata; Actinopteri; Perciformes; Bathydraconidae. The transcript has 6 exons. Bases 122 to 1078 code for a protein of 318 amino acids.
CUUCAGGCAAGAGGAACCGGUCGGUCAGGUGAGAUCCCUCCGCCAGGCGGGGGCAUACAAAACGCAGAGCUGCAGAGACAGGCAAUGAUUUCUCACGUGGAUCUCACAGCAGUAACUCACAAUGUUUCACCUGCUGGUGCUGGCCGGCGUGGUUCUGGGAGGAUACAUCUUACUCACGCAGACUCUCUUCAAAAGGUCCAAAUGUAAAGGACAGGCAGCGAUGGCCGGCAAGACCGUCAUCAUCACAGGCGGGAACACGGGCAUCGGUAAAGCCACGGCUCUGCGCCUGGCCGGCCGGGGGGCCAAAGUGAUCCUCGCCUGCCGCAACCGGGACAAGGCCCAGGACGCCAUCGCUGAUAUACAACAGGAAACAGGAAGUACUGAUGUGUUCUACAUGGAGCUGGACCUGGCCAGCAUGAAGUCCGUCCGCAGCUUCGCAGAAAUGUUCCUGAAGACCGAGUCCAGACUGGACCUGCUCAUUAACAACGCCGGUCUGGUGGGUGACGGGCAGACAGAGGACGGGUUUGGGAUCCAGUUGGGAGUGAACCACCUGGGACACUUCCUGUUGUCUCACCUGCUUCUGGGACGCCUGAAGGAGGCUGGGGGGGGCCGGGUGGUCACUCUGUCCUCCAUGGCUCACAGCUGGGGACACAUCGACCCGGAGGCUCUGGAGGUGGACAAACACUUGGGCACCGGCAAAUACAGCUGGCAGUUCUUCUACGCGUACUGCAACAGUAAGCUGUGCAACGUGCUCUUCACCCACGAGCUCGCCAAGAGGCUGAAGGGAUCCAACGUCACCUGCUACAGCCUGCACCCAGGCGUGGUUCGCACCGGGCUGUCCCGUCACUGCAGUCUGUGGCAGAAGGUGUUCAUCGAGCCCAUCGCCCGGCUGCUGUUCCUGGACCCGGAGGCCGGCGCUCAGACCACGCUGCACUGCUGCCUCCAGGAGGGAAUCGAACCUCUGAGCGGGCGCUACUUUGCCUGCUGCGCCGUGCAGGAAUCGUGCGCGAAGGCUCGGGACGACGCCGUGGCCCAGAAACUAUGGGAGGUCAGCGAGAGGCUCUGUGGAAUCUCUUAAAACACUUAUCUUCUGCUGUAAAUGGGUUGUUAAGUCCAGGAGGGAUCAAAGUAAAAUAACUGUUCACUCUGUCUUUGUUUUCCCGCCCUUUUGGUUUUCUUCCCGCCUUUUUGUGAUUGUUUGCCCCGCCCUGUCUUUUGUUAGUUAUUAGUUCUUUGUGUACAUACGCCUCUCUUUCCCAGAGUUUUUCUGGGCGUUGAUGUUUACCGUGGUUCUACUCGUCAAUGUUUCAUCGAUGUUUCUAUCUACCAUGUUUCCUUUCGGCUGUUUCUUCCUCUGGACUCGCUGCCUGUUUUCCGCCAUCCCAUUUUGUAUCUACUUUAGUUGUGCUGUUUAUCUUUUGUUUAGUGUUACCUUGCCUCUUCUCUUAGUUUCUUGUUUACCUGCGUUUACUCUGUUAUUCAAGUAUUUUCUGUAAGACUUAAGUCAAAUUGCCUGUACCCAUGUCAUGAUAUAAAUUGGUUCAAAGUUU